AUGUCAUCCCGAACUUGCUGCUCCGGCCUCCCGGCGACGCCUCGCCGGCAGGCGGGCCACCACACCCUCCCACUCCCGGCGGCUUGUGGCCUCUCCUUCGCCCCCGAAUUCGGCUCUUCUAGCCGCCGCGGCCGUCCUCCUCCGUUCUGCUGCACCAGCACUGCGCGGACUCGGGUGGUCGCUUCUUGUUCCGUCGCACGAGUUCCCAGGAGGAAUGUACUAUCCACACUGCUAUCCGCUUCAACGGUGCUACUUCUCGGACCAAGAGAGAUCACCUUAGCUGAGACCACCGGCGGUGCAUUCAGGGAGUACAUCGACACAUUUGACGGCUACUCCUUCAUAUACCCAAAGGGCUGGAUCCAGGUCAAAGGAGCUGGCGCGGACAUAUUCUUCAGAGAUCCGGUCCUCCUGGACGUGAACAUGUCCGUCGACAUAUCAUCCCCUUCUUCGUCAACGUACAAGACGGUCGAGGACCUAGGCCCCCCUGAGAAGGCUGCUGAGGGAGUUCUGAAGCAGUAUUUGACGGAGUUCAUGUCGACCAGACUAGGUGUUCGACGCGAGUCGAAUGUCUUGUCAGCGUCGUCCAAGGUCGCCGACGAUGGCAAGCUCUACUACGAGGUUGAGGUGAACAUCAAGUCGUACGCAAGCAACAAUGAGCUAGCGGUGAUGCCGAAAGACAGGGUGCAGAGCCUGGAGUGGGACCGGCGGUACCUGACAGUCCUCGGCGUCGAGAACAACCAGCUGUAUGCGCUACGGCUGCAGACGCCGGAACGGUUGCUCUCGGAGGAAGAUGGAGACCUGAGGAGAGUCAUGGACUCCUUCAGGGUCAACAAGAUACAAGCGUAG
Molecule: messenger RNA, 846 nt
Organism: Triticum turgidum subsp. durum (durum wheat)
Lineage: Eukaryota; Viridiplantae; Streptophyta; Magnoliopsida; Poales; Poaceae
Source: the annotation of a GenBank genome assembly